Molecule: messenger RNA, 501 nt
Organism: Stylophora pistillata
Lineage: Eukaryota; Metazoa; Cnidaria; Anthozoa; Scleractinia; Pocilloporidae
Source: RefSeq, a predicted model, not a curated record
CUAUCAGGUGAGAGUAAAGUCAACACCAUGCUGUCAGAAACAUACAGAAAUCGGGAGAUGUGCAAUCAGAUCCUUAGACAAGUAUUUCCUAAUCCCAAUCAAACGGAUCAUCGUCCCGUUGGACGAUCGGCGUGGCAGAGCGAGGGAAUUCAUAUUGAAGAUAACAUGCUAACCUACGUCGGGCCAAAAAGCUGCAGCAGUUGUCAACUUUCACCAAAAGAAUUCCACGGCGCCAGAUACAAAGAGCCGUUUUCCGCGGAAUUCCCUAAAUUUGAGGUGGUAGUUCAAGAAGGCGGGACCGAAAGGGAAGUAGUCAUAGGUGUGGUUCGCGGAAGACAUAACUCACACAAAGUCGCUGGAGAUGCUCGCCAUACUGUUGGUUAUCACGCAUGUAAUGGACUUAUCGUUCACCAUGGUGCCUCUGGAAAACAGACUGUGCAAGGUAUUCAGGCUAAUAAAAGUGACACAAAUCUCGUGACGUUCAUGCAACGGCUUCUAUAA